Messenger RNA from Bufo bufo (common toad), 1314 nucleotides. RefSeq names its product testis expressed 9 (gene TEX9). The transcript is spliced from 12 exons. The record is from RefSeq and is a predicted model, not a curated record. Lineage: Eukaryota; Metazoa; Chordata; Amphibia; Anura; Bufonidae. Bases 9 to 1220 code for a protein of 403 amino acids.
UCCGUACAAUGGCGGAGACCCGGAGAUCUGCAGCUGUAUCCAGCAAGGUAAAGAAAAACAAGGGGGUCGGCGCUCCUGCAGCUGGCACUGUGAAGAAGACCACCACACGAGACAAUCUGCUGGCCAAGGAAGAAGAAUACAAGCGACUAAAUGCUGAACUAGAAGCAAAAACAGCUGAGCUGGUCCGCGAGGCUGAAGAAGUGAUGAGAGAGCAGCAACAGCUCCUGUCACGGCCAGCACUGUCACGGGUUAAACUUUUUGAUGAAGAUGAGGACGAAGGUUUAAGGAAACUACUUACCCCAGAAGUACCAACAUUAACCCUCUCCCAUAUCAAGACCGAUGGUAAAACAGGCACAAAACCUUCGGCACGGAACAGACCACAUACUACUGCAACAAAUGCAAAAAAACAAAUACCAACUGAGAAUAUAUUGACUCGGCCUCGACCAAAAACAGCCGACACACGUGCUGCCAACGAUGUUGCUAUCCCAACAGAUGUUGCAGACUUUUCCCUGGCAAAAACCAUUAGUAAGAUUGAAAGCAAACUGAAGGAGGGGGAACUGCCUGAAAAUGCUGACGAUGACGUAAUUCCAGGAAUAAACAAUGAAAUUGGUGCAGAGGCUCAGAUCAGAUUUCUGAAAGCAAAGCUGCGAGUAAUGCAGGAAGAGCUGGACAAUGUAACUCAUCAAUACGAUAAGAAGGAAGAUGACAAUCGCGACCUUGCAUCUCGUGUAAAGGACCUUGAAGAAGAGCGUGGGAGACUACAGAGAACAGCCAAUAUACAGCAGACCCAGGCAGACAAAUAUAAAGCUUUAUUUGAAGAGGCUAAUAAGAAGAAUGAUGGACUACAGCAUCAGCUGUCCGCUUUAGAGAAGGAACUGGAAAAUUUUAAAAGAAUACAGAAACAGUCUGCAAGCAAUCAAAGUGCUACCGAGGUUCGCCUGAACAGAGCUAUGGAGGAAGCAGAUAAAUACAAAAUGGAACUCAAUAAACUUAAACAAAGUAACAAGGAUACCGCUCACCAAGAGAGGAAAAGAGUUGAAGAACUGAAACUUGAAAAUAAGAAGCUGGAGAAGCAGAAAGCAGAGUUGAUGGCUGGAUUUAGAAAACAGCUCAAGCUCAUUGAUAUUUUAAAAAGACAAAAGAUGCACAUUGAAUCAGCCAAGAUGCUGUCCUUUACAGAAGAAGAGUUCAUGAAGGCACUAGAGUGGGGCGUCUCCUAGACUUGAAUUUAUAUACAUAUGUGUGAAUUGUACAUAACAUACUUGUUUGAUUUUGUAAAGUAUUUUAUAUUAGAUGUUGCACACAGUAGUACAG